UCCAUGAAGAAUCGUACAGACGUGACCGAUUUCAUCCUGCUGGGACUAACCGAUAACCCAGAACUGCAGUUUCCUCUCUUUAUAAUGUUCACGCUCAUCUACCUCGUCACUCUGAUUGGAAACCUGGGGAUGAUCGUGCUGAUCUUGCUGGACUGUCGUCUCCACACUCCUAUGUAUUUCUUCCUCAGUAACCUGUCUCUGGUUGACUUUUGUUACUCCUCAACAGUCACUCCCAAGGUCAUGGCUGGGCUCCUAACGGGAGACAAGGUCAUCUCCUACAAUGCAUGUGCUGCCCAGAUGUUCUUUUUUGCAGUCUUUGCCACUGUGGAAAAUUACCUCUUGGCCUCAAUGGCCUAUGACCGCUAUGCAGCAGUGUGCAAACCCCUCCAUUACACCACCACCAUGACGACAGGUGUGUGUGCUUGUCUGGCCAUAGGCUCCUAUGCCUGUGGCGUCUUAAAUGCCUCUAUAAACAUUGGAGACACCUUUAGUCUCUCUUUCUGUGUGUCCAAUGUGGUUCAUCACUUUUUCUGUGAUAUUCCAGCUGUCAUGACUUUGACGUGCUCUGAUAAACAGAAAAGUGAGCUGAUUCUUGUUUUUAUCUCAAGCUUCAAUGUCUUUUUUGCACUUUUUGUCAUCUUUAUUUCCUACCUGUUCAUAUUUACUACCAUUCUGAAGAUACACUCAGGUGAGGGAUACCAGAAGGCUUUAUCCACCUGUGUGUCUCACCUCAUUACAGUUUCCAUAUUUUAUGGGACAGUCAUCAUCAUGUACUUACAGCCAAGUUCCAGCCAUUCCAUGGACACAGACAAAAUUGCAUCCGUGUUCUACACUGUGCUCGUCCCCAUGCUGAACCCUGUGGUCUACAGCCUGAGGAACAAAGAGGUCAAGAAUGCAUUCAAAAAGGUUGUUAAAAAGGCAAACUUUUCGGAGCGCCUGGGUGGCGCAUGGAGUAAUCGCUCAUCCACCUCAUUCACCCUUGUACUGGAAAUACUGGACAGCCCCAAUCUUGCCUUGUCUCGGUAUUAG
Molecule: messenger RNA, 1029 nt
Organism: Leopardus geoffroyi (Geoffroy's cat)
Lineage: Eukaryota; Metazoa; Chordata; Mammalia; Carnivora; Felidae
Product: olfactory receptor 5B2-like
Exons: 2
Coding region: 4-1029 (341 amino acids)
Biological process (GO): G protein-coupled receptor signaling pathway; sensory perception of smell
Cellular component (GO): membrane
Molecular function (GO): G protein-coupled receptor activity; odorant binding; olfactory receptor activity
Source: RefSeq, a predicted model, not a curated record